AUGAGUACGCCGGCUAGAAGGAGACUAAUGAGAGAUUUUAAGCGGAUGAAGGAAGAUGCUCCGCCUGGUGUAUCAGCUUCCCCACUUCCCGAUAAUGUCAUGCUAUGGAAUGCAAUGAUUAUUGGGCCUGCAGAUACUCCAUAUGAAGAUGGUACGUUCAGGUUACUUUUAGAGUUUGAUGAGGAAUAUCCAAACAAGCCGCCGCAUGUAAAGUUUCUGAGUGAGAUGUUCCAUCCCAAUGUUUAUGCCAAUGGGGAGAUAUGCCUUGACAUUUUACAGAACCGAUGGACACCAACUUAUGACGUUGCAUCGAUAUUGACUUCUAUACAAUCAUUGUUUAAUGAUCCUAAUCCUGCAUCGCCCGCUAACGUUGAAGCGGCAACUUUGUUUAAAGACCACAAGUCACAGUAUGUGAAGAGAGUAAAGGAGACUGUGGAGAAGUCGUGGGAAGACGACUUAGAAGAUAUGGACGACGACUCGGAGUAG
Messenger RNA from Eremothecium sinecaudum, 486 nucleotides. It is a transcript of the gene RAD6, whose product is annotated as E2 ubiquitin-conjugating protein RAD6. The record is from RefSeq and is a predicted model, not a curated record. NCBI's taxonomy places the organism in Eukaryota, Fungi, Ascomycota, Saccharomycetes, Saccharomycetales, Saccharomycetaceae. Gene Ontology annotation, biological process: DNA repair; protein polyubiquitination; proteasome-mediated ubiquitin-dependent protein catabolic process. The coding region runs from base 1 to 486 and encodes 161 amino acids. Gene Ontology annotation, molecular function: ubiquitin conjugating enzyme activity. The transcript has a single exon. Gene Ontology annotation, cellular component: HULC complex.